AUGUUCGCUUCGGACCAUAACGUCGAGGCCACCGAAGAUAUUACAUCGAAGAUGGCAAUGACGAACCUGCAUCCGCGGUUCGCGCAGCACACCGCCGCAGCACUACCCACCGAGACCGAUGUGGUGAUCAUCGGGUCUGGCAUCACAGGCGCAUCAAUCGCGCGUACAUUUCUCAAGAUCCAAACCCAGUCCUCAAGCUCUCAUCCUAGAGUCGUGAUGCUCGAAGUUCGCAGUAUCUGCAGCGGAGCCACGGGACGCAAUGGAGGUCAUAUCCUCGAGACCUCAGACAAAUACGCAGAGCUGGCGGACGUCUUUGGAGUGGACAUCACGCGCAAGACGAUGCGGUUCCGCCUAUCGCAUCUGAAGGAGAUGUUGGGCGUUGCGGAGGAGUGGGGGCUCACUUCCGAGACACAGGCGCGCAAGGUGCGGUUCCUGAGUGUGUAUUUCGGGGAGGAGCCGUGGAAGGCGGCGCUGGAGCGAUUGGCUCGGUUUCAAGUUGGUAUGCCUGAUGAAUCGGCGGAAUGGACUGCUUAUGACGGGGAGGAAAUACCGAAGGAAUUCAAUCUUCCCUACGCUAGAGGCGUGAUUGCUGGCCCGGAAGACGCUUUGUGGCCUUAUAAGUUCGUAAUUGGCAUCCUGGCCCGGUUGCUAGCAGACUUUCCGGUCGACUUUCGAGUCGAGGAACAAACUCCCGUCAUAGUUAACCUAUCUCUGCACGGCAUGUCAUUCACUACACCAACGCACACGUUGGGCACCUGGUCCCAGGACUCCGAGGCCGCAGUGCGCCUGACAGAUGUCAGCACAGACACCAGGCGACGGCUUCCCUGCCAGGCCGCCAAACACUCGUGGCUCUUCAGCUACGACAGAGGCUUCGACUUCCUGACACAGUUGCUGGAGGGCCAGAUGAUGCUGGGCGGGGGGUUCGCACAGACCGAGGGAGGCGGGAUCGCCGACCUAGGCGUGUCGACCGACUCUGAGUUAAGCCUGUACAUCGAUAUUCAUCUUUCGGGUGCCCUGAGUGCAAUCUUCGAGCUGCCGGGCAGUCUUGGGGCCGGAUACAGGGUGAUCCAGUGCAAGCGAUGUGGACCGGCAACAUGGCGUUUAGCUUUGACGGGUUUCCAUGAGUAG
Molecule: messenger RNA, 1128 nt
Organism: Penicillium alfredii
Lineage: Eukaryota; Fungi; Ascomycota; Eurotiomycetes; Eurotiales; Aspergillaceae
Product: FAD dependent oxidoreductase
Exons: 4
Coding region: 1-1128 (375 amino acids)
Cellular component (GO): cytoplasm
Molecular function (GO): oxidoreductase activity
Source: RefSeq, a predicted model, not a curated record